AUGUUUCAAGGGUGGUGUUUUACAACAAAUAUUGCGUGGCACAAGGGAGGAAGAAUAAUUGUUGCUUGGAACCCGCUACAAUUCCAAAUUAACAUCUUGAAAUGUUCGAGCCAAGUUAUACAUUUAGGAAUUUGUACAGUUAGCAAUCACUUGCAAUUUCAAUUAACGUUUGUUUAUGGCUUCAAUGAUGAGUUGGGAAGGAAAGCUUUAUGGCUUGAUCUAAAAGAGCUAAAUACAAAAGAGCCAUGGGUGGUACUUGGUGAUUUUAAUGCAACUUUACAAGUUGAUGAAAGAAUAGGAGACAAAGUAAGGAAUCAUGUAUGCAAUGAUUUUCUAGAUUGCACUCACACAUGUAAUCUAGAGGAUAUUCAGUAUAAUGGGAAUCUAUAUACAUGGAGCAACAAGCAACAAGGGCGUGAUAAGAUCUUUGCAAAGUUGGAUAGAGUUCUUGCAAAUGAGAAGUGGGUUGAUUUAUUUCAGCAAGCCGAAGCUUUAUUUUUGAAUGAAGGUCUAUUCGACCAUACACCAGCGAUAAUCAAAGUGUACCCUGAGAUUCCAAGUGGGAAGAAGCCAUUUAAGUAUUUCAAUAUGUGGGCUAUGCAUCCGGAAUACAAGGCAGCAGUCAAAAAUAUAUGGCAACAAGAAAUCAAGGGCUCCAAAAUGUUUCAGAUUAAAGCCAAAAUCUCUUGGAUAAAAGAGGGAGAUCAAAACUCAGCAUUAUUCCAUAGCUGCCUAAGAGAAAGAAGAAGGCAAAACAAGAUCCUGUCAAUAGAAGAUGGAGAUGGAAAACGGGUUGAGAACCCAGCUGCUAUUACGGAAGCCUUCUUGAAGUAUUAUCAAGGACUACUUGGAACGAAGAUGCAAGGAAGGUUACCAGUUAACAAAAAUGUGAUGAAGCAAGGGGUUGUAAUUACUAAGACACAUGAAGACAUCCUUAAUUCAGAAUGCACAAAGGCGGAAAUCAAGCAGAUUGUGUUCAACAUCCCGAAAGACAAAGCCCCUGGUCCUGAUGGAUAUAGUAGCUCUUUUUUUACAGGAAAAUUGGGAAAUAGUGGAAGAAGAUGUGUAUCUAGCUGUCAAAGAAAUCUUGCAAACUGGUCAUCUUCUCAAAGAGCUGAAUUCAACGGUGCUUACUCUAAUCCCAAAGACCAAAUGCCCGAAUGCUGUAAGUUGAAAGUUAUCUUACCGGAUUUGGAUGCCCCGAAUCAAGGGGGAUUUGUAAAAGGAAGAUUUAUAGCUCAUAACAUUAUGAUCUGCCAGGAUCUCAUCAGACACUAUGGAAGGAAAUCUGUAAAGCCUAAUUGCAUGAUUAAACUUGAUCUUCAAAAAGCCUAUGAUACCUUAGAUUGGGAUUUCUUAGAGGAAAUUCUUAUUGCCUUUAAGUUUCUUGCUAUGGUCAUCAAUUUAAUCAUGCAGUGUGUCUCUACAACCAGAUUCUCAUUGUAUUUUAAUGGUGUCCUACAUGGCUUCUUUGGUGCUAAAAGAGGAGUGAGACAGGGUGAUCCCAUGUCGCCUCUUCUCUUUGUUCUUGGCAUGGAAUAUCUGAGCAGAAUCAUGAAGAAAGUGGGAAAUAAGGCAGAGUUUGGAUUCCAUGAAAGAUGCAAAGAAUUAAAGCUUAAUCAUCUAUGUUUUGCUGAUGAUGUCCUUCUUUUUUGUAAAGGAGACUUGCAAAGCAUUCAACUGAUGCUUCAAGGCUUGAGGCUCUUUUCAAGAUCUUCAGGACUCUGGCCUAAUAAUAGCAAGUCUGCUAUCUAUUGUGCAGGGAUGCCUGAAACAGAGAUUCAAAGGGUGGUUCAGAUUUCUGGAUUUACUAGAAGCUCAGUUCCUUUUAAGUACCUGGGGAUCCCAAUCUGCUCAAAGAGAAUCUCUCAGAAUGAGUGUAAUACUCUGGUAGACAAAAUGACAGCUCGCAUCAAAAUAUGGAGUACUAGACACAUUUCAUUUGCAGGUAGGGCAGUUCUCAUCAAUUCUGUGUUGCUAACCAUUCACACAUAUUGGAGUCAGAUCCUAUUUUUACCAAAGAAAGUGGUUGCUGAGAUUGAAAUAAUUUGCAGGAGUUUUCUAUGGAAAGGCUCUAACAGUAUGUUAGGAGCUGGAGCCGUAGCUUGGGAUAAAGUCUGUCUCUCCAAAACUGAAGGUGGAAUAGGUUUUUUAAAUAUCAAUAUCUGGAAUAAGGCUGCCUUGAUGAAGAAUAUAUGGACACUAGCUGUCAAGAAAGAUAACUUAUGGGUCAAAUGGAUCCAUAGUGUCUAUUUGAAGAAUGGUGACUGUUGGAACCACAAGGCUUCCAUCCAUAGUAGUUGGUAUUGGAGGAAGCUUGUGGAUCUAAAAGAUGAAAUGAGAAGAACCUGGGAUACAAGUCAGCUCCAAGUUAUUAAGUAUAAAAUAUCAGAUGGAUAUAAGAAGCUUCAGCUGUCUCAAGAUCGAACUCACUGGUGUAAUCAAGUUUGGUCUAGACUCAACCAUCCUAAGCAUAGUUUUAUUCUUUGGAUGGCUGUGCUGGACAGACUUAAGACAAGAGAUAGAUUAAAAAGAAUGCACAUAACAGAUGUAGAAGAUUGUUGUUUCUGCAGCAAUCAAAUUGAAAGUAGAGUUCAUCUAUUCUUCCAAUGCAGCAAAACAAGAAGCUUGCUCCAACAAAUGAAAGAGUGGAUCGGCUGGAAGGCUACUGCUUCUGAUCUGCCCUCACUGAUCCGUUGCAUUAGCAGGUCCAAACGAUCCAAAUUCCAACAGCAAGUUCUCUCGGCCACCAUUGCUGGUUUAGUGUAUUUCAUAUGGCAGCAGCGAAAUGAAAUUCUAUGGCAGCAGAGCCCGAAAUCUAUGCACAUUCAAGAGCUUAAAUGGCAAAUCAAAACAAGAAUCUCUUGUGUUUUACCAAAGAAAAUCAAACAGGAAGAUAGGAUAUGGUUUGAUAACUUGUUUGUCUUCUGGCCAAAUAAUGAAGAGAGAUUUAAGGCAUUUUUAAGGGUUGGAUCUGAGAUGGAUUCGUCGAGUCAGGAGAAUGACAUUCAGGUUGUAGUUUCGACGUCGUCUCAGUCAUCUAGUGGCAACAGCAGAAAGUACAAUAGAUCUAUGGUUGAGUUUAUGACUCAUGGUGAUGGAGCUGAACUAAACAAAAGGAAUAUGGUUAAGGUCAAUGUAGUUGAGGCUAUCUUUGAACACCGUGGUUGUUGUAGCUUUUCUUGUGCUGUUCGUAGUAACUUGGCAAUGCAAUCUUAUUUUGGUCGCAUUGUACAGGAUUGUAGAGCUCUAUUGUUUGAAUUAGAGUCUUGCUCUUAG
Messenger RNA from Cannabis sativa, 3279 nucleotides. RefSeq lists its product as uncharacterized. The coding region runs from base 1 to 3279 and encodes 1092 amino acids. The transcript is spliced from 6 exons. NCBI's taxonomy places the organism in Eukaryota, Viridiplantae, Streptophyta, Magnoliopsida, Rosales, Cannabaceae. The record is from RefSeq and is a predicted model, not a curated record.